Messenger RNA from Aspergillus japonicus CBS 114.51, 421 nucleotides. RefSeq lists its product as uncharacterized. Lineage: Eukaryota; Fungi; Ascomycota; Eurotiomycetes; Eurotiales; Aspergillaceae. The transcript has a single exon. The coding region runs from base 145 to 396 and encodes 83 amino acids. The record is from RefSeq and is a predicted model, not a curated record.
UCGGUCUCCACUCCACUUUCCUCUCCAUCCCGACCUUUUCUCGUGUUCACUGCAAUCACUGGGUGAAACUGGGUUGAAAUGGAUUCACCUAGUCUGAUUUAGUCCUGCUUAGGCUCUCUGGCUGACUCUUGCUGAGCCCAUCCCAUGGUGGCCCCACUCCCCGGUCUUUGUCUGUUCUCUGCCCUUCCAUUCGGUCAUUCUCUAUCCCGCCUGUCUUUCGUGCUGGCAAUCCCUGGUCGUUUCGGCUUCCAAGUCUGGCCAGACGGCCCGAUGACGCGGUUGUGCCUGCCGACCCCAGUUCUGCUUGGCUCGUGGGAAAAUUUCAACAAUGACGAUGGUGACACCGGAUUGUCUGGGGUCGUUGGGCGUUUCUGGCCUGAUGCGCCUUGCCUUUAAAAGCCUCGUGCAUUCCCCUCUUCCC